Molecule: messenger RNA, 4455 nt
Organism: Mycena citricolor
Lineage: Eukaryota; Fungi; Basidiomycota; Agaricomycetes; Agaricales; Mycenaceae
Source: the annotation of a GenBank genome assembly
CUUUAAUCCUUUUAUUGCUUCCUCUGGGACGCGGUUCUUCGCACGGGUCCGAAGCGGCGCUCUGAGCAGACCGGGCGAGUUCACCGACUGCGGUAGUUUCAGGCUCGGCACACGGCGGAUUAUUUGUCUCGUGUCGCUGCAUUUUAGAGCGGUGAUCGUACCUCGAGGUACCACAGCGACGAGCUCGGCGGUGUCCGGUUACGCGAAGUUGCUCGCGUCCUUUUGAGGUUUUGGCGUUUUGGAAAUCGCAUGCGCUUCGCCCUUCCUCUUCUUCCACCCACGCCACCAUGUCGUCGAAUUUGAAGCCUGUCAUCUUCCGAAUCGUUUCAUUCAGUCUGGCCGGAGGCGACAUCUUGCAGACGAUCCCGCAAACACUGGCGCUUUACCACAAGCAAUGGGUCAACCGGUCGCUCAGUAUUGCUUGUGUUGCAUACGCCACGGCGCGCUACAUGACGCUCAUUUCGCUCAUCACAAACGGGAUCGGCUUCUUCAGUACCGACUUCACUCUCCAGACAUGCAAGCCGUUCUACAUGGUGCCCAAUAUCACAGCUAUGAUUGCAGGGAUGGCCGUGCAGAUCUUGGUGUUUUUAAGAACAUACGCCAUCUCCGGACGGUCUCCGCUGAUCCUCUACGGCCUGGGCGGGCUUCUCUUACUUGGUUUCCCAGUGCAAAUGUUCGGAAUAGUCUAUCAUCGGGUGCCUGAAGUCACAGGGGGCGAAUGUAAAGGCAAGGUGUUUAAUGAGACCGACUGGAAUAUCGUAUAUUACAGCGCGCACAUGGUUUACGAUGUAAUUGCAUGUGCAGUCGGAACUUACUACCUGAUCGCUUCUUCGCGGAUCAGUGGAAGCUUCAACAUGUCUGCCUUCAUCCGUCGCGUGCUAAGGAACGGUCUUCUAUACACCAUUGCCGUUUUCGUUGCCAACCUAUGGGUCGUUCUAGAACUGAGCGCGGUUCUGAGGACCGGUGUUGGUGCGACCCUGCCUCUGGCUGUCGUUCUCAUCGCCGCGCAGCACCUGAUCCUCAGCACCCAACGUGGAACACGAGACAUGACCAGCUCCCACGAGUACUCCGGCCCCAGCACCCGCCGCGGUGCCGCCUUGAAUGCUCGCGCUCGACGUAUGCCAGGCGAGCGCACGCUGGGCGAGGUCGAGAUGCAGGCGACCAAAAUAUACGUGGUCUCCGAGACAUACGACGACCGAGAGCCCGCUCCGGCCGAUCGCAAGCGCGGACUGCACGAGACGGACUCCUCUGCGUCCGACCGCAGCGAGCGGGCCGGCAUUAAAAUGAUGGCUCAGUAGACCCACUGCACACACGCUCGUUUCGUUCUCAGCUAGAUAGAUUGGUUAUCGUUUUGCUCUAGUACUACCGGUGUGUACUAUUUGUGUUUUUAUUUACUGUAUGGACCCCUUGUAAUUGAUGAGAUGUCUUCGCAGAAGGUGCUGGACAAGCCUUCUGCGUCAAGUAGGGCAUUCUGCAUAAGUUUUCGGUGAAUUGGAUGCGAAAGGGCCCCUUAAAGUGACGACCAUGGGGACAGAAAAGGCAUGGACCAUCAAUGCAGUUUAAAUUGGAGAUCGUGAUAUCCUUGACAAUUUCAAAUUGAAUCGGUCUGCGACGACUAGGAGUCUGAGGGCUACCAAUGGCUAUCCAGUUCUAGACUCGAAUUCAGUCCCUAUGGUGACAGGUCAAGAUGAUGAUUGUGUGUUUCCCUUUUGGCUAGACAACUGGCUGAAUAUCUAUUGCCAGUGUAAUCGAUCGACAGAUGAUCGAUUGAUUUCUCAUCAAUGCAUCUUUUGUCUUCCCCAGCCCUUGUACUGUUCAGCAGGCAAGGAGAGUAUACACAGCGGCGUGAUUACUCUCGGAAAGACUGGGAUAAGCACAUUUCAGAUGGCGGAUCUUGGGGGGCCGAGUACAUCCGUCUUACCCUCUUACUCCACGGCGGACCAAAUCAAUGAGCAUGCCACCUCUGGGGCCGGAGACUUGGAAUCAUGGAUUGCUAUAGAACCCCUCGCACGAAGCUCUGAGCCUCUUUCAAUCCCAGUUACGGUGGACCUGGCAUCACCUCACAACGGCAUCGCUCCACCACCUACGUUUCGACAGUCCCAGUUCGACGUCGUUCUCCGCCGGCAAAGGAUGCGUCUUACCCCCACGGGUGCACCGAGACUCAAAACUACCACGUCGCGCUUUCUUAACCUUUCGAGCGACUUCGAAUUCGCUGGCUGGGGCUCGUUCUCGCGUGUCAAGCUGUCAGCGGACGACCAUGCACAGGGGGAAGAUCGCUUAGCGCGCACGAGGAGCGCGAAGGUUCUGGGCCGAUGGACGGGCACGGCGCUACCGGGCAAUGCAGUACUCGGGAGCGUGUUCUACGCGUUGCCCGCUGUGGUCGCGGUCUGUGGUGUCUAUGCACCGAUAUCCCUGUUCGCGGCAACACUGACGCCGUUCAUCUGGCGACCAAUCAUGGAGGAGCUGGGCUCUGCGCUGCCGAUCUGCGGCGCCCCAUAUGCCUACCUCUUGAACGUGACGCGCAAGUCCAUUGCUCUGUUGGGCGCGGCUCUGAUGCUUCUCGACUUCGCGUCAACAUCCGUCGUAUCCGCAAGUACGGCUGCUUCUUACGUUGCGGGUGAAGUCGCGCUGCCGUUUCCCGAUUUCGUCGGGGCAGCUGUCGUGUUGCUGGUGUUCGCAGUCGUCAGCUUCACCGGUCUGAAGGAGAGCGCGCGGAUCUCCUUCGUCGUGCUUGCUUUCCAUAUGUCCACGAUGGCGGUCUUGUCGGUCUGCGCAGUGGUGUGUUGGGGACGACAGGGAAACGAGCAACUGCGGACGAAUUGGGUGCACGGGCAGGCGAAAGAUGGCUGGACAGUGGCGAGACAACUGUUCAAUGGGUUCUGUUUGGGCAUGCUGGGUCUCACAGGAAUCGAAUGCGCACCGUCCUACAUCGGACGGAUGCGGCCGGCCGCGUAUCCAGCUGUGCUGCGCAACCUCCAUCUCCCAGCGGUGGUCCUGAAUUCUGCUAUGAUUCUCCUCGUUUUCGCGGUCGUUCCAAUGAACACUGUGCUCAGUGGUGCAAACGUGCUCAGUGUGCUGGCAGAGAAGUCUGCUGGGGUCUGGCUGCGGAAGUGGAUCGUCGUCGAUGCAAUAGUCGUGCUUUGCGGUGGAGUCCUCACAGGCAUUCUCAGUGCAUGUGAAUUGUUCGAACAGCUCUCGCACGGCAGAAUCCUUCCUCGAAUCUUCCAGAACGCUCUCCCAUUCACCGGCGCACCAUACGUUUCUAUCGUAGUCUUCACGGCGGUGAAUGCGGCCUUGUAUGCCUCAUCGGGCGCCAGCCUUGCCAUUGUCUCCAAGAUGUUCUCCCUUGUCUGGCUCACCGUGAUGGGGCUGUUCCCUCUAGCCUUGUUGCUCCUGAGAUUUAGCCGUGGAAGAUUGGAGUGUGAACGUAGUGCCAAGCUUUGGAUGAUCAUGCUCGCCUUCGCUGUGACGCUUGUCGUUUUCGCAGGCAACAUCGCGAUUGAUCCUUCGAUAGCCGGCUACUUUGCGGCCUAUCUGGUUGGCGUGCUGCUUGCAUUUGGAGGCGCGCAGAACCACGUAUCGAUCCUUCGGGCAUUGUAUUGGCUAUACGACCAGUAUCCAUGGUUGCACAUGUGGCCGAGGACCCAGGCCUGGGGGCCCUCCGUGGUGCGAUGGAUCCAAGCACUGAAGAAACAGCCCGUCUGCGUGUUGGUCAAAACGGACGAGAUCAAUCGGCUGCUGCAUCUGUUGCUGUACGUGAGGGAAAACGAGCAGACUUCGUGCGUGAAGCUCGUGCAUUUCUGUGACGAAGAGACCGGGGUUCCUUCGGAGCUGGAAGCUAAUGCGAAGAUUCUCGACGAAGCGUUCCCGGAAAUCACCAUUGAUCUUAUUCUUGUUUCUGGCGCUUUCUCUCCAUCGAACGUCGGCGCUCUAGCCCAUCGCCUGCAGAUUCCGACUGCGCUCAUGUUCAUCAGCUGCCCCGGGCCCAAGUUUCCGUAUUCUGUAGCUGAUUUUGGCACGCGUAUCAUUUCUCUGUAGUGAUUCCAUUCAGCGAGAUCAGAAAAGUGUUCGAACAGAGCAAUCCACCUUUUAUCGAGUGCAUAUCACGAGGUUGCUGAACUGAGCCGUCCUCAGCGUUUCUCAGCGCAUACACAACAUGUCGACCUCUCGGCAUCGAGUUUUCACGAAGCCACUGAGCCCAAUUCGAUUGCGGUAGCCCAAUCCCUGAUUGUUCAUGAUGCUCUCGUGGUGAAGUCGCACCGACUGGCGGUCAGGAACGCAGGCCGCAAACUUGCGGUGAGGAGCAGGUUGAGACUCAGAGCAUCGCACCAAUGCCCUCUCGGUUAGGAAGCAGACGCUUUAAUUCUGAUUUGUCGACGGGCAAGGACGGCGAGUGACACUGCAGCCCUUCGAGCGAUGCAGGACAGGAAGAGAUGUGACAACACUGUCAUCUUC